Maudiozyma barnettii is the source of this 873-nucleotide messenger RNA. RefSeq names its product putative ribosome biosynthesis protein GDT1 (gene GDT1). Lineage: Eukaryota; Fungi; Ascomycota; Saccharomycetes; Saccharomycetales; Saccharomycetaceae. Gene Ontology annotation, molecular function: manganese ion transmembrane transporter activity; calcium ion transmembrane transporter activity. The transcript has a single exon. Gene Ontology annotation, cellular component: Golgi apparatus; fungal-type vacuole membrane. The record is from RefSeq and is a predicted model, not a curated record. The coding region runs from base 1 to 873 and encodes 290 amino acids. Gene Ontology annotation, biological process: Golgi calcium ion homeostasis; Golgi calcium ion transport; manganese ion transmembrane transport.
AUGGUAUCUUCUUCCCUGUAUUGGUCUCUAUUACUUCCGCUCCUUACCCAAAUUGUAGGAGCUUCAGAAACUGCACAAUCUGUAGCAGUUGGUACAACAGGUGAUGUCACUUCUGCUGGUCAAGCUAAUGUUCAGAAUGAUUCAGCAUUUAGUUCUUUUGUAAUGUCUGUUUCGAUGAUUAUAUUCUCCGAGAUUGGUGAUAAGACUUUCUUAAUAUCUGCUUUGAUGUCUAUGCGUCAUCCAAGAUGGUUAGUGUUUACUGCUUCUUCCACAUCUUUAGUCAUUAUGACCGUUCUAUCGGGUCUUUUAGGUCACACUUGUGUCUCUUUCAUUCCUGAACGUUAUACUGCUUUCUUAGCAGGUUUAUUAUUCUUAGUCUUUGGUUACAAACUGACUAUGGAAGGUCUAGAGAUGUCAAAGGAUGCUGGUGUCGAAGAAGAAAUGGCAGAGGUAGAAGAAGAGAUUGCUGUUAGAGAUAUGAAUGCUCACAUGGAUGACGUUGAAAAUGGUAAAGUAGAAGAAAAGAGUGAAAAGGCUAGGAAUGGUAUGACUCAAUUGGAACAAAUGGGUGCCUCUAUAAAGAGACUUGCAUCAUACGUGUUUUCCCCUGUUUGGAUUCAAAUUUUUGCAAUGAUCUUUGUCGGUGAGCUUGGUGAUCGCUCUCAAAUUAGUAUUAUUGCCAUGGCAUCGGAUAGUAACUACUGGAAUGUUAUCUUCGGUGCUGUCGUGGGUCAUGUGCUAUGUAAUGCCAUGGCUGUCGUUGGUGGUAGAUAUCUAGCAAAUAAAAUUAGUAUAAGAACCAUAACUCUUUGUGGUGCUCUAGCUUUCUUUGUAUUCGCUUUGAUGUACGUUUAUGUUGCAUUCACUAUUUAA